Messenger RNA from Psammomys obesus (fat sand rat), 3389 nucleotides. RefSeq names its product adaptor related protein complex 2 subunit beta 1 (gene Ap2b1). NCBI's taxonomy places the organism in Eukaryota, Metazoa, Chordata, Mammalia, Rodentia, Muridae. The record is from RefSeq and is a predicted model, not a curated record. Bases 143 to 2998 code for a protein of 951 amino acids. Gene Ontology annotation, molecular function: clathrin binding. Gene Ontology annotation, biological process: intracellular protein transport; vesicle-mediated transport. The transcript has 22 exons. Gene Ontology annotation, cellular component: membrane coat; clathrin adaptor complex.
GCAAAUUAGGUUUUGCGCAGUGGUUUAGAUCUAGAGAGAAUCGUGACGGGCAGGGAACCAUUACACCACCACCCCGGCUGUGCUCUCCGGCUGCCGCCGCCACCCCGCCCUUGCCUCCGGUACACGCUGAAGAUCCAGAAUCAUGACUGACUCCAAGUACUUCACAACCAAUAAGAAGGGAGAAAUCUUUGAAUUAAAAGCUGAACUCAACAAUGAAAAGAAAGAAAAGAGGAAGGAGGCUGUGAAGAAAGUGAUUGCUGCUAUGACCGUGGGGAAGGAUGUUAGCUCGCUCUUCCCAGAUGUGGUGAACUGUAUGCAGACUGACAACCUGGAACUCAAGAAGCUCGUGUACCUCUACCUGAUGAACUAUGCCAAGAGUCAGCCUGACAUGGCCAUCAUGGCUGUCAACAGCUUCGUGAAGGACUGUGAAGAUCCUAAUCCUUUGAUACGAGCCUUAGCAGUUAGAACCAUGGGGUGCAUCCGGGUGGACAAGAUUACAGAAUAUCUCUGUGAACCCCUCCGCAAGUGUUUGAAGGAUGAAGACCCCUAUGUUCGGAAAACUGCAGCAGUCUGUGUGGCAAAACUCCAUGAUAUCAACGCCCAGAUGGUGGAAGAUCAGGGAUUUCUGGAUUCUCUACGGGAUCUCAUAGCAGAUUCAAACCCAAUGGUGGUGGCUAAUGCUGUAGCAGCGCUCUCUGAGAUCAGUGAGUCUCACCCAAACAGCAACCUUCUUGAUCUAAACCCUCAGAAUAUCAACAAACUGCUCACAGCUCUGAACGAGUGCACUGAAUGGGGACAGAUUUUCAUCCUGGACUGCCUGUCUAAUUACAACCCUAAAGACGACCGGGAGGCUCAGAGCAUCUGUGAGCGAGUAACGCCUCGGUUAUCCCAUGCCAACUCUGCAGUAGUGCUCUCAGCGGUGAAAGUCCUAAUGAAAUUUUUAGAAUUGUUACCCAAGGACUCUGACUACUACAAUAUGCUGCUUAAGAAGUUAGCGCCUCCACUUGUCACCCUGCUGUCUGGGGAGCCCGAAGUGCAGUAUGUCGCCCUGAGGAACAUCAACCUAAUUGUCCAGAAAAGGCCUGAAAUCUUGAAGCAGGAAAUCAAAGUCUUCUUUGUGAAGUACAAUGAUCCUAUCUAUGUUAAACUAGAGAAGCUGGACAUCAUGAUUCGUCUUGCAUCCCAAGCCAACAUUGCUCAGGUUCUGGCAGAGCUGAAGGAAUAUGCCACUGAGGUUGAUGUAGAUUUUGUUCGCAAAGCUGUGAGGGCCAUUGGACGGUGUGCCAUCAAAGUGGAGCAAUCAGCAGAACGUUGUGUAAGCACACUGCUUGAUCUAAUCCAGACCAAAGUAAAUUAUGUGGUCCAAGAGGCAAUUGUUGUCAUCAGGGACAUCUUCCGCAAAUACCCUAACAAGUAUGAAAGUAUUAUUGCCACUCUCUGUGAGAACUUGGACUCCCUGGAUGAGCCUGAUGCUCGAGCAGCUAUGAUUUGGAUUGUAGGAGAAUAUGCUGAAAGAAUCGAUAAUGCGGAUGAAUUACUAGAGAGCUUCCUGGAGGGUUUUCAUGAUGAAAGCACCCAGGUGCAGCUCACUCUGCUUACUGCCAUAGUGAAGCUGUUUCUCAAAAAGCCGUCAGAAACACAGGAGCUGGUCCAACAGGUCUUGAGCUUGGCCACACAGGAUUCUGAUAAUCCUGACCUUCGAGAUCGGGGUUAUAUUUAUUGGCGCCUCCUUUCAACUGACCCUGUGACAGCCAAAGAAGUAGUGUUGUCCGAGAAGCCAUUGAUCUCUGAGGAGACAGAUCUGAUUGAGCCUACCCUUCUGGAUGAGCUCAUCUGCCACAUUGGUUCCUUGGCCUCUGUGUACCACAAACCUCCAAAUGCUUUUGUGGAAGGGAGUCAUGGGAUUCAUCGCAAACACUUGCCAAUCCAUCACGGGAGCGCUGACGCAGGUGAUAGUCCUAUUGGCACCACCACUGCAACCAACCUGGAACAGCCUCAGGUCAUCCCCUCUCAAGGUGACCUUCUGGGGGAUCUUUUAAAUCUUGACCUGGGUCCCCCAGUGAACGUGCCGCAGGUGUCCUCCAUGCAGAUGGGAGCAGUGGACCUUUUGGGAGGAGGACUGGACAGCUUGCUUGGCAGUGACCUUGGCGGGGGCAUUGGAGGAAGCCCGGCAGUAGGACAGUCCUUCAUCCCGUCAUCAGUGCCUGCAACCUUCGCUCCUUCACCUACUCCUGCUGUGGUCAGCAGCGGUCUGAAUGACCUGUUUGAGCUUUCCACUGGGAUAGGCAUGGCACCUGGUGGAUACGUGGCUCCUAAGGCGGUCUGGCUACCUGCGGUAAAGGCUAAAGGUUUGGAGAUCUCGGGGACGUUCACUCACCGCCAGGGGCAUAUCUAUAUGGAAAUGAACUUUACCAACAAAGCUCUGCAACACAUGACAGACUUUGCCAUCCAGUUCAACAAGAACAGCUUUGGUGUCAUCCCAAGCACUCCCCUGGCCAUACAUACUCCACUGAUGCCAAACCAGAGCAUUGAUGUCUCACUGCCUCUCAACACCUUGGGCCCCGUCAUGAAGAUGGAACCUCUGAAUAACUUGCAGGUGGCUGUUAAAAACAAUAUUGAUGUCUUCUACUUCAGCUGCCUCAUCCCACUCAAUGUGCUUUUUGUAGAAGAUGGCAAAAUGGAGCGCCAGGUCUUCCUUGCAACGUGGAAGGAUAUUCCCAAUGAAAAUGAACUCCAGUUUCAGAUUAAGGAAUGUCAUUUAAAUGCUGACACAGUUUCCAGCAAGUUGCAAAACAACAAUGUUUACACUAUUGCCAAGAGGAAUGUGGAAGGACAAGACAUGCUGUACCAGUCCCUGAAGCUCACUAAUGGCAUUUGGAUUUUGGCCGAGCUACGGAUCCAGCCAGGAAACCCCAAUUAUACGCUGUCGCUGAAGUGCAGAGCCCCUGAAGUCUCUCAGUACAUCUAUCAGGUCUACGACAGCAUUUUGAAAAACUAAUAAAUGGGUCCUGUGCCCUCCAGUCACCCUGUUAUCGGUGCAAGCCAAGAACUCUAAACUGGAAGAAAUCGUACUGCUGUGUAGAGCCUGACCCCAAACCCUGCGGCACGCACCCCGGUAGUGACCAGUCGUCCUGUGCUGACUUCAGCAUUCACCCUGUUGGAUAGGUUAGCUUCUUGUGACAUCUGUAACCACUGCUUCCAUCAUUCCCAACCUCUGCCACCCGCUGCCGCUCUCUGUCCUUACUAGUGAGCUUCUCCAUGCUGUGCCAAUGGCUAGCUUUUCUACACCCUCUUUUGAGUGUAGUUUGAUAUUUUGUAAUCAAAAGCUCGUUUCACAAGCAGAAAAAGCCAACAAAUUAAAGCAAGGAAAAGUGUCACUGAAACAUAAA